This is a messenger RNA of Gracilinanus agilis (Agile Gracile Mouse Opossum), 3502 nucleotides long. It is a transcript of the gene REXO5, whose product is annotated as RNA exonuclease 5. Lineage: Eukaryota; Metazoa; Chordata; Mammalia; Didelphimorphia; Didelphidae. Bases 110 to 2521 code for a protein of 803 amino acids. The record is from RefSeq and is a predicted model, not a curated record. Gene Ontology annotation, molecular function: RNA binding; exonuclease activity. The transcript has 20 exons. Gene Ontology annotation, cellular component: nucleus.
CGCGGACUGUUCGCUGUCGCGUGGACCAGUAGACCACCGAGGGAGGUGAUCCCAUUGGAACCUGGGGAAGGGGAGAGGAGGGAGAAAAAGUUCACUACUAGGAAGAAGAAUGGAUGCAGCCCUGAUUGGCAAAAGCAAAAAGAGGAAGCAGCCACAAAAUGAAUUUGUUAGAGGAUCUGGGGAAGAUAUAGCCAGUGGGGAUCCAGAUGAUGAAGAGAGUCAGCCUAAGUGGAAGAAAGCCCGCUUACCCACCAAGUUAUUUGUUAACAACUAUGAAAUAAGCCAUGACCAGCUACGGGAACUGCUGAAAUCUGCAGCAUUGGGAAAACUGUCCAUAUCUGCUGAACAAGGGGCUCCUAACCUGAGCUGGUGCCAUCUUUCUCACCCAAAGCAACUGAACAGUGUGGUGGUUAUUGUUCUUCAAGGAGUGAGUCAGCUGCACUUCUACAAGUUCUUUUUGCAGUUCAAACAUCUCCGAAAGGCAUUCAGACAUAGAUUCCGUUUGCCUGCUCCAUCAGCCAAUUUUCUAGCAGAUGUCAUUGGGGAACAGCCUAAUGGAAAUAAAGAAGAAAGAAUCCUGCCUACACCCAGUACCAUGCAAGUGUCAUCAUCUCCUCUUGCCAAUCCACAAGCCAUCACAGACUUGCACAAUGAUCCCAUCAUUCAAAAAUAUGGAUAUGACAAAGUAGGUUUGGUCAGAUGCCUAUUGACCAAAGAAGAGAUGAAAAAAUUUGACUUUCCACUCCAAGGGUUAGCUACCUGUAAAAACUUUGUUCCCACUGAAUGUGUUGGUCCAGUCAGCGACAGCAGUCCCCUUUUUGGCCUAGACUGUGAAAUGUGCCUUACACCAAAUGGGAAUGAACUCACCCGAGUCUCAUUGGUUGAUGCAGAAGGUCGCUGUGUCAUGGACGAACUCGUCAAACCUGACAACAAGAUUCUGAACUACCUCACCAGGUUCUCAGGCAUCACACGGAAGAUUCUUAAACCUGUGACAACCAGACUCAGAGAUGUCCAGGUCAAGUUAAAGAAGCUGCUCCCACCGGAUGCGGUAUUAGUGGGCCAUUCCUUAAAUGCAGACCUUAAAGCCUUACAAAUGAUACAUCUCAAUGUUAUUGACACUUCAUUGCUUUUUGUCAGAGAUUUGGGACGAAGGUUUAAGCUCAAGUUCUUAGCCAAGGCUGUUUUAGGGAAGGAAAUACAGUGCCCUGACAGGGUUGGCCACGAUUCCACAGAAGAUGCUAUUGCAACUCUUGAACUGGCUCAAUAUUUUAUCAAACAUGGCCCACGGAAGAUUGCAGAGAUGAAGCUAGAUACAGCAGUUCACUCUCAACAAUCGUUGGCAAGUCCAAAACAGAGAAAUACAUUGUCCUUGUGCCCCAGCGGACCCAAUAAAGAAGCUUCAUCAGAUGCUAUGUGGCAAAAGAAUGCAGGUAUUUUAGAGUGUUUGGACUUGACUGGUCAGAAGCUCCUUUUCCUGUCCCAGAAGGCAGGUGGAAAUACAUUUACAUCUUCCAGAUUCUGCCGAAGUAUUCUGUGUACUUCUGAUGAGGAGGUUCUAGAGCAAGCCCAAGCAGAGGUCCCCCUGUCAUCCUUCAGCAUCAUCCAGUUUUCACAGUGCCCACAUCCUCUUCCCCACAGCCUCACUGUUGAGAUGCAUCAAAAGAUGAAAAUCAAGUGGGCAGAGAUGUCAACAGUAUAUGCAGGGCCAUUUGGGGAAAAUUUCUGUCUCAAGCCUCUGAAGAAGUUGUUUGCAAGCUUUGGCCCUGUCCAUUCAAUGGAAGUCAUUCUUGAAACUGAUGAGCCCUAUCUUUGCAUCCACUAUGGAGUGCUAGAAGCUGCCCAGCUGGCCAUAGAGACCUUGAAUGGUGCAUGUGUCCAAGGGUCUCGGAUCAAGGUGCAGAGGCCAGUCCAAGAGCUCACCCUGGACUGUGACACCAUAGUGAGUACCCUGGAAACAGAUCCUGAGAAUGAAAGUGCCAUUUAUGUGAAUGGAAUGAAAGAAAGCUAUACUAAAGAGGACAUGUCCCAGAAGUUUAGUCUUCUGCCCAGUCUGGAAGCUAUCUUCUUGCCUGUGGAUCCUCAAAGCAAAAAACACAAGAAGUAUUGCUUUCUGAAAUUUAGAAGUUUUGAAUGUGCCCAAAGUGCUCUGAAAAUUCUACAGGGCCCAACUGGCCUCAACUGGAAGCUGGUGUGCAGGAAAGCCCUGACCCCCAACCACCUUCAUGAGUGGAUCUGUCACUCCUCUCCUGAUCCAAGAAGCCCACAAGUAUCUGAUGUUGUCCCACUAGAUCCAAAGGAAAAGUCUCCCUCAGGAAAUAAGUCACCACAGGGAGAAGAAUUGAAGAUAGCCAUGAGUCGGUUAGAUGAGAGGGUCAGGAAGCUCCAUGAGAGGCUGCCACCCAGCACUCUGUGCAUCGUCCUUCUGCCAGGAAUGCAAAGUGUUCAUGGAUCAUCAGCCGGCCUGGGACUGAUAUCAAUGAAUGACGAUGAUAUGAAAAGUGCCACCCCAGAGGGACUUUAGUGGGUCCCCAGCCAGGACCGACAACUCCUUUCUGCUACCAUUUCCCACUCUGUAGCAUCACUGGAAAACAAGAAAAUGAAUCAUCGGUCCACCUUUAACUGCCAGUUGCAUACACAUGGGUGGCACAAGUUGGGGUAUUGGUAAAGCAGGCAAAUACUUUGAACAUCAGUUAUUUCUCAAUUUAUGGGAGAAAUGUAGGGGGUUGGCCCCAACAAGGCAGAUUUCUUUAAAGGAAAUCCUAUUAUAACCCCUGUCUGAAAUUGGAUAUAUAUCCCAAGGGGAAAAAUCCAAAAGACUUACUACAUAAGCCUUUUGAAGAAGGCAUUAAAUGGAGGCCAGGUCUGUAUCCAUGACAUCUUAUGCUAUGGAGAUGCUUUUGCAAUCCUGUCCCAGCUCAGCACAACCCCAUCUUUAGGUAAUAAGAAUCUCCAGACAUGGGAGAAAUCCUAAGAUCUUAGUAUUUACAGGCUCCAGGAGAACUCGGGCUACAAUAUUUCACUUCACUAGCAGGUAUCUCCAUCUAAUAUAGAUGUUUUUAACUGAGGAUCCACAGACCUCAAAGGGAUGUGAACUUGGAUGGAAAAAAAUUACAUUUUUUUUUACUAACUUUUGAUUUCUUUUGUAAUCCUUUGUAUUAUAUUUUAUGUGUUUAAAAUCAUUCUGAGAAGGGGCAUGUGGGUUUAACCAGAAUUCCAGGGAUGUUUGGCCAAAAAAAAAAACAAAAAACAAAAAAAUUUAAGACCUUUGAUCUAAAACCUGAUAAUCUUCCUCCUGGAAUUUUCUUAGGUUCACAUCAAACUAGUAAAAAAAAAAAAAUCAGUGUUUACUUAAUAUUUUAAAUUGGAAAUCCAGUGAAAUGAACUCCUAUAAUGCCUUGCACAUAGAAGGCACAAAUGUUUUUAUUCAAUCCAUGACCAUUUAUAAUAGCUAACAUUUAUAAAGCACUAUGUGCCAGUCACUUUACACUCAUCUGGUCCUCAC